Amphibalanus amphitrite is the source of this 1622-nucleotide messenger RNA. Its product is annotated as tubulin alpha-1D chain-like. Lineage: Eukaryota; Metazoa; Arthropoda; Thecostraca; Balanomorpha; Balanidae. Bases 257 to 1606 code for a protein of 449 amino acids. Gene Ontology annotation, cellular component: microtubule; cytoplasm. Gene Ontology annotation, biological process: mitotic cell cycle; microtubule cytoskeleton organization. Gene Ontology annotation, molecular function: GTP binding; structural constituent of cytoskeleton. The record is from RefSeq and is a predicted model, not a curated record. The transcript has a single exon.
CAGUGGCAAACACUACCCAUCCAGCCUCUGGCAUUUACCGUACAGGGAGUUCUGAACAACAAGUACAUCUAGGACACCCAAGAAACCGUGUCAGAGACUGUAUCGAGGUUCCUCAGGGAAGAACCAUUGUGGGCACCUCAGAAGCAGACAGGGGCUCGGCUGGGUCACAUUAUCGGCCCUACGCGAGCUGUCCCUCCACACACAUCCCUGCACACCUUGAAGAACUCCACUUCAACGUGUGCCCAAGACAGCUAUAAUGCGUGAAGUUAUCUCCGUGCAUGUCGGCCAGGCCGGUGUCCAGAUGGGCAACGCCUGCUGGGAGCUCUACUGCCUCGAGCACGGCAUCCAGCCCGACGGUCAGAUGCCCUCAGACACCAGCGUUGGCGUCGCCGACGACAGUUUCAACACGUUCUUCUCGGAGACGGGCACGGGCAAGCACGUGCCGCGCGCCAUGUUCGUGGACCUGGAGCCGACGGUGGUGGACGAGGUGCGCACGGGCACCUACCGGCAGCUGUUCCACCCGGCGCAGCUGCAGACCGGCAAGGAGGACGCCGCCAACAACUACGCGCGCGGCCACUACACCAUCGGCAAGGAGAUGAUUGACGCCACCCUCGAGCAGAUCCGCAGGAUGACCGAACAGUGCACCGGCCUGCAGGGGUUCCUGGUGUUUCACUCGUUCGUUGGCGGCACCGGCUCCGGCUUCACGGCUCAGCUUAUGGAGCGACUCAGCAUCGACUACGGUAAGAAGUCCAAGCUGAGUUUCUCCAUCUACCCGGCUCCAGAGGUGUCCACGGCCGUUGUCGAGCCGUACAACGCCGUGCUCUUCACCCACACGACGCUGGAGCACACUGACGUUGAGUUCAUGGUCGACAACCAGGCCAUCUACGACUUGUGCAAGAAGAACCUGGACAUCGAGCGCCCGACGUACACCAACCUGAACCGGCUGAUUGGCCAGAUCGUCUCCUCCAUCACGGCCUCGCUGCGCUUCGAAGGCGCCCUCAACGUCGACCUUAACGAGUUUGAGACCAACCUGGUACCGUACCCUCGGAUUCACUUCCCACUGGUCACCUACGCUCCGGUCAUCUCGGCCGAGAAGGCGAUGCACGAAACCCUGUCAGUUGCCGAGAUCACCAAUGCCUGCUUCGAGCCAACCAACCAGAUGGUCAAGUGCGACCCGCGCGAGGGCAAGUACAUGGCCUGCUGCCUGCUCUACCGUGGCGACGUCGUCCCGAAAGACGUCAACGCCGCCAUCGCCAGCCUGAAGGCCAAGCGAAGCAUCGAAUUCGUCGACUGGUGUCCGACUGGCUUCAAGGUAGGAGUCAACUACCAGCCGCCGACCGUGGUGCCCGGCGGCGACCUGGCCAAGGUGGAACGCGCCAUUUGCAUGCUGGCUAACACGACGGCCAUCAGCUCCGCCUGGGGGCGACUCAACCACAAGUUCGACCUGAUGUUCGCCAAGCGCGCCUUCGUGCACUGGUACGUCGGCGAAGGCAUGGAGGAGGGUGAGUUCGCCGAGUCGCGCGAGGACCUGGCCGCCCUGGAGAAGGACUAUGAGGAGGUGGAGGCCAGCGGAGAGGACGAUGCCGAGGAAGAGGACGAGUAUUAGACACUCCCGGUCUUUU